UUCAACUUAUUUUAGAGAUUUAUUUUUAAGCCGGAUUACCAUGUUGAGCUAAAAAUCAGAAUACAUAUUGGGUAAAGUUACUGAAUAGAUUUGUUGUGAAAAAAAUCUCUAUUUUGCCAACUUAAUGAAUAUAAAGCAUCUAUUGAUUUGGGUAAAUUAUCAGCUAUGAAGAUAAUAUGUGCGGGACUCCAGAAAACUGGAACGAAGUCAUUAGCUGAAGCUUUACGAAUACUCGGAUAUAACGUACAUGAUGUCUUUGAGCAAUUUUACUACGAAAAAGAGUUAUGGAACAAGAUUCUCCGUAAUACAGCUGUCAUUGCUGAUUAUCAAAGAAUUCUCGAGGAUGUAGAUGCUGUAAUGGACUUCCCUGCAGUAGCUGUAUGGGAGAAAAUUAUGGAAGCAUUUCCCGAAGCCAAAAUAAUUUUAACAAUCCGAUCCAACGAAGAUGAUUGGUACACAAGCAUUAAAAACCACAUCGAAGUCAUUAACCAAUAUAUUCCGCAAAGUGAAUUAUUACAACAACUUCUUCAUGUGAUAUUGGGUCCCACGCGACAAGAAUUUAUUCGAUAUGAAUCUGGAUUUAUACCUGCUUGCAUUGGAAUGGCAAGGAUGUGUGGAACACCUAAAGAGCCGAUUCUCAGAUCUCGUUAUCGACAGCAUAAUUGCUAUGUCAAGUCAGCUUGCGAGAAAACGAAACUGUUGAUAUAUAACGUAAAAGAUGGUUGGGAACCUCUUUGCCAUUUCCUUAACAAGAAAAUACCAGAUAGACCUUUUCCAAAGAGGAACAUAAAAGGCGGAAUGGUUCAUGAAGUUGCCCAACAGAAAUGGGAACACGAUUGUGGUUACGCCAAAGCUGUGAACAGAGAAGCGUUGAUCAGAAUUGGAUUUUUGAUAAGUGUGUUGGUUUCAAUAUUAUCUGUCAUCUUGUACUUUUUCACAAUAUAAUAUUCAUAUAUUAUAA
Messenger RNA from Styela clava, 961 nucleotides. RefSeq lists its product as uncharacterized. NCBI's taxonomy places the organism in Eukaryota, Metazoa, Chordata, Ascidiacea, Stolidobranchia, Styelidae. The record is from RefSeq and is a predicted model, not a curated record.